CACAGCGGCUUGCCUCAGACACAGGUGGUCGGCUGGUUCAGCACCUCGGACAGCGACCUCUCCGAUAGGCUGGAGUCUGUCGGCGGCCAAUGGCCUCGGCGGCGCGGCUGCGACAGCGACGACCAGCAGCAGCAGCAGCAGCAGCAGCAGCAUCCCGGCCGCAGCCAAUGGGAAGGCGCCGUUUCUCUCCCGCAUCCAACCCGAAUAACUGCAGAUGCCCGCAUCAAAGCGACGGUUCUCUCUCUCCAUCUCUCUCUCCAUCUCUCUCUCUCUCCAUCUCUCUCUCUCUCUCUCUCUCUCUCUCUCCAUCUCUCUGGCUCUCUCUCUGGCAGCUUUGCAUGGCGGAGGGUAUAUGCUGCCAUCUAUUUUUGGAUUCCAUAGUAGCCAUUCUUUUCUCUCCUGGUUGUUCUCCGCCGUCGUGUUGAUCGAGACGGGACGCUGAUAGCCGUGACCGCAUUGAUUUUCGCUUCUCAAUGGAAGACGUCUUCCCACCUCCAGGAGGGAAGCACCUCACGCAUCCGUGUUCCCACCGACGAGCGGGGACUUUCGUCCAGAUGAAGAUUUGAAAAAAUAAUAAUAAUAAUAAAGGGGGAGUAGGGCAGCGGUCAGCCGGGAGAUCCGACCCGUCGGCCUGCAGCGCUGGGGGUUUACAUACCACCAGGGGACCGAGCCGUUUCUUUUACGCCCUGGACCCCCGCGGGCGGCAGCCUGUGCUGGCGGUGUGGAAAACCAGCGAGCCGAGCGGGUGGGAGGCGUUUUUUCACGUUUUCACCGCAUUUGCCCGGCAGCAGCAAGGGGGCAAGUCGAGGUGCCUUACAUGGGUUUCAGAGGGAGAGUCGAUUGACAAGAAGGUUUGACUUCCUCCAGUAGUGACACUUUGGUAUUCCCAAAGCUCUUUUUGUCCAGACGUAUCAAAGAGCUUUGCCCCCUCUGCUCCCGACGCCACUGUGUCCCCCCUUACCCCCACCAGUCAUCAUGGGUACAGUGUUGUCGCUGUCUCCCAGCUACCGAAAGGCGCCGCUGUUCGAGGAUGGCCCGGCUACAGUGGGCCAUUACACAGCCGUCCAGAACAGCAAGAACGCCAAGGAUGCUGCAGCUGCAAAGUCCCUCAAACGGCCCUCCAUCAUCAGCGUGUUACCAUGGAAACGAAUUGUGGCUGUAUCGUCGAAGAGGAAGGGCUCCAAGAAGCUGCAGUCAGAUGGGGGGGACUGUGGGAAAGGGAGCUCUCCCGACGGACAAGCCAUCGCCACAGCCAACUCGGCCUCCAACAGCCUGAAACUGAAGAAGUCCCAGUCCUGCGCUAACCUUUCGUCUUUCACAUGCAGCCAGGACCCCGGAGCCACCACUACCACUACCUCCUCUCACCUGCCCACCUCCAAGACCUUGGCUAACGUAGCUGUUGCUGCCAAAAAGAAUUCCCUCACAGGCUCGGGGAUCCAGCCAUAUACUGCAGCAGGCACGCCGAAACGUGUCAUUGUCCAGGCCUCCACCAGUGAACUGAUGCGUAGCCUGGGGGAGUUCCUGUGUCGUCGAUGUUAUCGACUGAAGCGUCUAUCCCCAACAGAUCCGGUACUGUGGUUGCGCAGCGUGGACCGCUCCCUCCUCCUACAGGGCUGGCAGGAUCAGGGCUUCAUCACUCCGGCCAAUGUGGUCUUCCUCUACAUGCUGUGUCGCGAUGUGGUCUCUGCCGAGGUGGCCUCCGAGCGCGAGCUGCAGGCGUCGCUGCUCACCUGCCUCUACCUGUCCUACUCCUACAUGGGCAACGAAAUCUCCUACCCACUUAAGCCCUUCCUGGUCGAGGCGGAGAAGGAAGCCUUCUGGGACCGCUGCCUGGAGAUCAUCAACCGCAUGAGCGGCAAGAUGCUCCAGAUCAACACCGACCCGCACUUCUUUACCCAGGUGUUUGCUGACCUGAAGAAUGAGAGCAAGAAAGAAGAGGAGAAGACCAAACUCCUCAUAGGCCUUGACCGAUAAGAGGGAGCUUGGAUGGGGGAAGCAAGUAUAGAUUGAUAGGAAGAUUGACAGAGUUAAUGGGUUGACGAUGGGUGGACUACUGUAAUGCAUUGUAGCACCACCUUGGGUCAGUACUGUUGUCUGGCGUCUCUACUGCUUCAUGAAUUACCAAAUUUCUUGUAACCCAGAAAAAAUCCCUCUGGGAUAAAACAUUGUGUCUAAAUCCUUGUCGUGUGCGAAGGCACCAACUGGCCUACAGUGGCCAUUUUACCAAAAGUAAGCAGAUAGAAUCAGGGUCAUUGUGGUUUUGGCCGCAAUAGUUGACACGACUGGGUCGGAUUAGAUUAGACAGACAGAUAGACUCCGUUUUUGGGGCCAGGAGGUUACAAUAACAAGCUUUUAGGCCGAGUUAUGCCAUGUUUUUAUCAAACACCUGGUGAGCAGGGUUCAUUUUAUCACAUCAACAGGAUGCGAAAGAGAUAUCUAUAAGUUUUUUCUUUUGCCUCUGGCCCAGAGAUGAGCAUCUGUCUGAGCUGUACAUUGAUUUGGUGAGAUGAGAAAUGAAAUCUGAUAUUCCUAAUGAAGAACUUUUCUGUCUUUUGAUUUGAAAAACCUAUUGGGGUUAGAAACGCCAGACAACACAGAUUUACAAAACUUAAGGUGAAUAUUAGUAUGAAUAUAAAGGUAUGGGAUAUUGAUAUUGUUUGAUGAAGUCCGGGCAUUUUCGUUAUUGGGAAAUGUCAGCGUAUUGAAAAACAAGAAUCACGCUGCAUGAGGUCACCUCAUAUCUCCUUGCACAUGACCACCUGCUUAUUGCCAACUCCAUUUUACCUUAAUCCCUAUUGUCCUGCCAAAGCUCAUUGCACUCCCCAACACUGGCUGUGAGGCCCACUGUUGAAUCUUAAAGAGCAUUAGCUAAGAGCUAGAAUCAACCACAACAAAACCAGUCUGCAAACUUUUCAGACUGUGAAAUUGACAUCCCAAUUUGGUGUAAUUGUACUGUAGCUGAUUAGUCGAUCCGCUUCUUACAUAAAGUACUGUACUUUAAGGGAAGUAUUUGGGUUUAUCCAGCCAAAUCUGCUAUGAAUUGAACGAUCAGUUUUAAAUGAAAUGCUAAUCCUCGGGCACUGAUUAAUAAUUAUUCAAAAAAGUCCCAUUGUAAGAUGUUUACGUUAACAAAGUAAAAAAAAAAAAAUAUGGGAAAAUGCAAUACUGUCCCCUCUUGGGCAAAUUUACACAAGGAAUAAUGUCAUUCCUUCCUGUUCCCCUGCACUUUGUCCUGCAGUCCAUAUUGGUGCUGUCCUGAAUGACCACGGGAAAGUGUGUUAAACAAAGAAAGAAUGAAAGACACGUUGAAAACACUGCACUCAAGUUGUGGACUUCAUACGAAUGAUCGGCGGAGCUGAGCCAUGGAGGACGUGUGUGAGACUGGAUCAUGUGAGCCGUCUCGACCAAUAGCCGCAAACCUCAGAAUGAAAGAAGAAAAUGUGAUUAUAUUGCAGGUGUGUGAGGGCGGGGGCAGACGCUACAAGUGCAGAUGUGACUUUUUCUUCCAAAACCACGCUUUGACGUUGCUGUUGCCUCUCAGCUCGAGGGGCGGCUGUUUGAAGUGUCGAACCCCUGUCCUCGCUCCUUCCCCCUCGCCGCUCAUUACUCUCCACAUCAACUUGAACAAGCAAAAACAACACAGAUUCUCCAUCCACUCCAGUCUGGUCUGAACAGGUACUGUCCCGUCUGGUUCGGUCCAGUCCAGCUGUCCCAUAUAUAGAGACUCUCUGGUCCACUGACCCGAUGGCUUACUUAUUCAGUUGUUUGAUAUGCAUGUGUGCUUCUAUAGGUUUCCUAGCAUGCUGCGUUGUGUUGGGCACACGGCACCAUAUGUUAUAGAAGAGAAUGAGCAGUCGCCACACUGAACUGCUGAAAGCUUGGCUCAGUGAUGUGACAUCCACUCAGCAUAAGGGCUCUUUUAUUUGUGAAAUUCUAGUUUUAUCCAUAUAUUGCACAUGAAGGUAAAUCCAGUCAUAGGUCCUUCAUCAUAAUUGCCACUAUUCUUGAUUCCAUGGUGCUGAGGGGUCUAUAAGACCCUUAUAAAACUAAAUGGUUCUCCCAUACAGAUCUUUAAAAGAAAUCUCUGGUGGUGGAUCUGAUGGUUUGCCCCUAUAAGGACGAUUAUAACUGUGGCAGAAAAUAACCUUUUUUGACAAAAGUAGAAACAGAAGCUCCCCUUUGAAGAGGUUCCCUGUGAAGAGGAUGUUGCAUCACUAAGUCUUUAACUUUAGAAAAGCUCUGCUUUCUCAAACGGGGCAGAGAGCUCAUGCCAUAUCAUUCUAAAGACUCGUUAUUUCAUACAUAAAAAUAACCAACAAAACACUAAGAAACAUGAGCCAACUCCAAGUCUCCGACUGCUGAACAAGAAAGACUUGAAAGGAAAUUUGAUGAACAAGCUUUUUCACAGUGUUGCGAUUUCAGGUACCAGACAUGUAGACUAGAAAACAAGGGACAUGUCUAAGAGUGAUGUUAAUACGCAGGGACGUUUUAUGUGCCACGAAACAUGAGAGUUGUCGAAAGCUGGAGCACUCAGCAUUGUGUUCUCGGCUUUAUUAUUUCUGGAUAAAAUACAUUUUGGGCUGCACUCUGGGUAUAUGACGAAUCAAAAUAUCAAACAUUGGGCAAAGGCUUUUAAUUACUUGUUCAAACAGAAGACCGUGCCCGUUUGCAUACUUGGCAUCUCCACAGUAGAGGUGAUUUAACUCUGGUUGGGGUUCUGUGUUCAGAUGAUAACGGACUGGGCUGCAGUAGAUGCCAUGCUGUUAAUAAGAAUACAUGUAGCCUUCAUCCAGAGUCGGACCACAUGCACAUGAAGAUUGAAUACAUGUGUUCUGUUCGGUUUAACAGUAGACAAGUAGCAUUUCUCUGAAUGGCUUUCCCUGCAUGACUGUUCAAUAAUUUGUUGUUCUUAAAGAGCCAAACUGUAGGUUCGUUGGGACCCAACAUAUAUUUCUGCCCGGUAGAGAUACAUUUAAAGGUGCUAUAUGUUGGUUUUUCUCUAUUGCUACAUAGCCAGUGUUAGCACUGACAGCUACUCACCAAUCUAGCAGAAACGUUGCGUGUUCAGCACGAAACUUCCGUUCGUUCGUUCCUUGCCUUGCCACUUCCUUCGCACCACUCUAGCGGCAGAAUGUGGCUAGCGAUUUUCUUCGACUGACGUUAGCAUGCUAACUGGCUAGCCUCAGCCCAUCAAGUUCCGAUAGCUUGCCACUGUAGCCUCCGGUCUGAAAAAGUAGCACUGCGACAACUACUUGUGUCUUGUAAAUGUUUGGUGGCAGAGAAAAAUUACGUAUUGCAAUUUUAAUGGUUCCAUGACAGGACAUUUGGUGAACUGAACAAAAGUGAAUAAACCUAAAUGCGGGUUAUGCUUCAAUACAAAGACUUGAAUUUGACCCAGCUUUGGUGGGAGAAUGAUUGUCUAUGUUGAAAUCGAGAAAUAUUACUUGUUGGUUCUAUGUGAUAAACAUUGAAUUGACUAUGUUUGCUAAACCACAGCAACUUUAGAUACCAUUACUACUCCUGCUAAUCUGUUUAGAAGUACUUUUAAGUACAGACGAAAUUUGCUUCUCAUUUCUAGUCAGCGUUUAGGGAUGUUUAUCGGCUGAAAUGACGGCAGUCGCCAAAAGAGUUACUCAGCUAGCUAGCUACUUAAGUUGAUGUUAGCUCAACGAGUUGUCUGAAAAUGCUGUGUCCUGCUAACAUCUGUUUGGCUUACAUCUUCCACAGAUUAUAAUAAUGUGGAAGUGCUUCUAAAUCUGCUCUGGUAGCCUACACGAUUUUCUGCUUAAAGACUGAAGUAACUUCUGUAUUGCAGGCGAAAGUUCUGCAUCCUCUGCAGCUGGAGAUGCAUGUAGAAGACAUAAAAUAGUGAUUGAGUUAUGUUCUUAUUCUGCAGUGUAGAGCAAGUGAGUCCGAAUAUAUUUACUAGGAAAACAGAUUAUUGUUUAAUUUCACUAUUGACCCUGCUUCCUCAAAUUCCACAAAAAGCAGAGCUGCCUACAUUAGCUUAACCUCUGACAGUGUCCAGGAUUGUCUUCCUCGGAGUGGCAAGAAACUGCGCAUUUGUUGUGCCAGUUGUGAACAGGGGCUUUUUAAAAAAAUGUAACCUUUAACUACCACAAAAUUGUUGAAUGUGUUCCUUAGUCCUGGAAGUAUCACUUGUUCACUAACUAUAGGUAGUAGGCCAAAGGUUACUGGCUAACUGUAGUUAGUUAGCCAGUUAGACACACAAGCUAAUGAUUGCAUCUUACGUAAGAAAUGCACUGGCUCACAAAAGAAGACAUCACCCUGCAAACUCCUGAAAUGCCAUCUAUUCUUACUUCUUACUACAGCACCGUUCAAACUGCCUCAAAAUGUGGCGCGACACGAGGCUCAACGGGCCUGCCAUGGUUUGGUUAUGGUCGCCAAUCUAUUGAACAGUCACAUGCUCGGGGAUGCGUUCGUAGAAAAGUCAAUUCUACUCUCAGUUACGCGCAAUUCUGAUUCCAUAUCCUAGAUUAAGAAUGCCCCUUUCCCCUUCCAUCCACUCACACACACACACACAAACACACACACACACACACACACACGCUAAGAGCAUUAUAUAUUGAUUAUUCGAUAUCAUGUGGAUGUCAGAUGACAGCUUUUGACAGACAAGGGGAGUUAUGCUGUAUUUCUCUGUGAGACAAAAUGACUGAUGAGCAAAUGUCCGUCGACAUUUGAACCUGUUUUCCCUCCACCUGCUUCAGACCUUCCAGCCGUGAAGAAACAGUAAAAACAGAGACAAGGAAGCAAGCAAAGGAAAAUGUCACGCCCCCUCCUAUACAUCCUCUCAUCAUUGAUCAACUAUGUGCCAUAUUUUAUCUUGCAGCACGUACAAGACAAAAAAACUAUCGUGUAACAUAUGACGCUAAUGGUAAAUAUGAUGACGUUAUUACAGUUCUUCUUCCUUUUCAUUUGUGAAUCAUAUUGUGUAAACAUGAAUCUUGGUUGAACAAAAGUCAAGGCUACUAGUGUUACUAGAGUGCUGAUGCUGCGGUCUGUUACCAUGUGGAUGUAUGAAUAUGUAUGUGAGGAAUAAGAAUAAAUUGAUCAACUGUAACAGGAACUUUAUAUAAAAAACAUUUACAAGCA
This is a messenger RNA of Scophthalmus maximus (turbot), 7113 nucleotides long. RefSeq names its product cyclin-dependent kinase 5 activator 1-like. Gene Ontology annotation, biological process: positive regulation of cyclin-dependent protein serine/threonine kinase activity; brain development; activation of protein kinase activity. The coding region runs from base 976 to 1974 and encodes 332 amino acids. The record is from RefSeq and is a predicted model, not a curated record. Lineage: Eukaryota; Metazoa; Chordata; Actinopteri; Pleuronectiformes; Scophthalmidae. Gene Ontology annotation, molecular function: protein kinase binding; cyclin-dependent protein serine/threonine kinase activator activity. Gene Ontology annotation, cellular component: protein kinase 5 complex; cytoplasm. The transcript has 3 exons.